AGUCUCUACAUGCACCUAUGCAACCUUUAAUUGUUAAUAAAAACAUCAAUUAGUCAACUAUAGGCCUCUUAUACACUGUUGUUACUAUUUCAAGUCAAAUUACUGAAGUUCUGGCGAAACCAUAGCUCUCAUACAGCAUGGCGAGAACCACGAGAUCCAAAGCAAGCGCAUCUGCUGCAACACCAGAAUCCAAACCGACGACGACCUCAAAUACCAAGUCGAAAUUCAUAUUACCUGCAGAGUCCUCAAAUCCACCGAAACUCUUCAUACUCCCUUCUAAGGCUACAAAAGAAGCGAAAAUAGUCUCUUUACUAAAUCCGAGAUAUGCAAAGCCAACAAGAUAUCUGGUAUGUCCCGAGACAGGCAUCUACGAGUUCACAAGGAUCGCUGCGCCAAAAUCUACACCGAGAAGUUGGUUGAUAGAAUGUAGCGACACGGGCAAAGUCGAAGAGAAGAAGAGCGAGGAUGGCGCUGAACUUGGCGCUUAUAUUACAAAGGGCGCCGACCUAUACGUUGCUACACCCAUCGAUCCUAUAUUUCUCCUAUUACCCGCAUUCGCGAACCAAUCCGUCAGUACUAAAGGUGGAAAACGAAUGUUCGUAUCCAGCGACGAUCACUUUGACUCCAUAAAAGAAUCUUCGCCACAUUUAUCUGAGAUAUUGCGAUGGGGUAACGUUCGAGAGCUAUUAGAAUCGCGGAUGGCUGCUAUGUGCGACACAGCUGAUGGGGGCAAUGAAACGAUGUUUCGCUUCAGCCAGGACAAACUCCUAGCGGAAAUAUUAGCCAAGGCGCAAAAUAUGAGCGAACAGUCUUUGCCGAAAAGUAUGGAGGAGAAAUUUGUGACUAAGGCCCUAGAGGCUCCGGUCGUAGGUGUGAAGAGGGAGAACACCGUCAUAACGUCAGUUACGCAGCAAACGGAAACGCAAGCACAAAGCGAAACCUCAGCACCCACCUCAGAGGUGUCAACCCCCAAACUCGAGUCCACGGAUAGUCAGUCAUCCACGUCUUCCACAGAAACCAGCACUAGUACCGCGUCAGAAGCAUCCACAGCCGCAACCUCAGUCACUAUCGAAGAAUCUACGACUACCAUCACCGCCGCCGCAGAACUCAUGCCCUCCCUCCAUGCCUCCGAAGAAGUCAUAAAACUCCAACGUCUGCGCACCGCCUUCAACUUCAUAUGUUCGUGCUAUGUCGCACCUUCGCAAGCGGCACAACUCCUCGCAAAACUUACAUCACAAAAGGAACAAGAAGAAAAGGCGCCACUAGUUGAUUCUACACCUCUAGACGAGUAUCUAGCCGAACUCAACAAACUGCGACAAGAAGCGGCCGCAGCGCGUAACAUGACGGAUUACUCGCGCAAGCGGGCGCUUGACGACGAGGAGCUGGCGCACCGGGAGGAAAAGAAACGACGGAAGGAGGAAGAGGAGAAGCGGAAGAAGGCAGGUGAGAGUAGAGGCGUGAGGGAUUUGAAGAAGGUUAAUACGGUGGGGAUGAAGAAGAUGAGUGAUUUCUUUAAGAAAAAGUAGGUGUAUAAUAUAUGGAAUAAAAUGGUAACAUUUGUAUAAUUGGAAACGGGAGGUGGGUGCAUAGUAAUUGAUGUCAUUUGGCGUCUAUGUAUACCUAUCAGGUAGUUAUCUGGCCUACAGGCUCCGGGGUGGGCAUCGGGAUAUGUGCCAUUUAUCGUUGUGUAUAGAUAAUAGCAAUGGCUCGAAUCAUCAAGCUCCCAAUCAUCUAGUCGUGUUCAUCUCAUCAUUCGACAAAUCUUCAUCCCUAAUACCCCCUCGGUCCUCUCGACUUCCCCCUCAAAAACCCC
Molecule: messenger RNA, 1813 nt
Organism: Hypoxylon trugodes
Lineage: Eukaryota; Fungi; Ascomycota; Sordariomycetes; Xylariales; Hypoxylaceae
Product: ribonuclease H2, subunit B
Exons: 1
Coding region: 138-1526 (462 amino acids)
Biological process (GO): RNA catabolic process; ribonucleotide metabolic process
Cellular component (GO): nucleoplasm; ribonuclease H2 complex
Source: RefSeq, a predicted model, not a curated record